Scophthalmus maximus (turbot) is the source of this 6620-nucleotide messenger RNA. It is a transcript of the gene leng8, whose product is annotated as leukocyte receptor cluster (LRC) member 8. Lineage: Eukaryota; Metazoa; Chordata; Actinopteri; Pleuronectiformes; Scophthalmidae. Gene Ontology annotation, cellular component: nucleus. The transcript has 15 exons. The record is from RefSeq and is a predicted model, not a curated record. Bases 315 to 2843 code for a protein of 842 amino acids.
UAUCUGCCAUUUUGUAUCCGCACGGUCUGUUUAGACGGAGCCAGGUCGCUAACGAAGAAGGAAGCAAACAGCCCAAUGUUAACUUUUAUUUUUAUGUGGUACCGUCAGUGAACAUUCAUCACAUUUCGAUUUGUUGCGAUAGGCCGUGUUAUUCACGGUCGUCUUGUCCACUUAUUAUAGUCAGGCGGGUGACAUUGUGUUCGACUGCAUCUUGUUUACCAUCGGCUGUAGCGGGAUUGCUAGCGUCACGGGCUAAGCUAGCUUGCACAGCACUGGCGUUAGCUCUGCAACGCUAACGCUCAAUCUGUGGCAAAAUGGCGGCCAACGCCACUCAAGCGGCCCCAGCGACUAACUGGUCCUAUGCUUCUGCUGGAGAUGGCCAGGUUCAUGAAAACCCAGAAUGGGAGAAAGCAAGACAAGCACUUGCAUCCAUUAGCAAGAGUCAGAGCGCUGCCAAGACUACACAAGCCAACCGGGCCACAGCAGAGGCCGGUCAGUUCCAACCAGCAGUGACGGACUCUACUGCCAUUCAUCAUCAGCAGCAGCAGCAGCAGCAGCAGUACUAUCCAUGGUACCAGCAAACCCAGCAGCACUACCCUGGAUACACAUACCCUUAUAACUAUUACUACCCCAUGGGUCCAUAUGGAGCUCCUUAUCCACCAAAUCAGUAUGGUGUACCUCCAGGGCCUUUCCCAGGAACUCCACCCUCCAAUGGCCAGCCUCCUCCAGUGCCUGGAAUGGAAGACCAGUCCCCCAGCUACCCCUCUCAACCACAACCCCCUCCCCCUGCUACUCCCCAGCCACCCCAGAGCCCAACCACCUCAGAGAACCCCCCUCCUCCACCCCCAUCUAUCCCUCCUCCACCCAACUCUCAGUACCCCCCUCCUCCUCAAAAUGCUUACAGUUCCAACAACUCCAUGCAAUACCCACCUGGCGACCCCAACCAAAUGCAAGUCUACAAUCAUUCCCAGGGAAGGCCUAACUAUGGCCAAGGCUUCCAGGCCCAGAACACCUAUCAGCCCUCUCAGAGUACCUCUCAGCAGCCAGGCCAGUAUGUACCAGGGUUAGGCAGAGGAGAGGCCAACAAAAACAAAAACCAAAAACAAGGACAACAACUGUGGCACCGAAUGAAACAGGCACCUGGGACAAACGCUUUGAAGUUCAAUAUUCCAAAGAGGCCCUAUCAGGUCCAGUGUUCUUCAGUUUCCAAUCAGGCCUUUUCUCUAGGCGAGCAGCCCUCCGGAUUGAAUCCAUCCCCGUCCUCCCCGUCUACUGCCAGUGCUGCACCGGGAGGUGCUCAGGCCCGUCCCCAGGAUUGGCCCCAAGCCAUGAAGGAAUAUGUGCAGCGCUGUUUUACAGCCUGUGAGACGGAGGAAGACAAAGAUCGCACUGAAAAAGUCCUGAAGGAAGUCCUGCAGGACCGGCUGAAGGACGGCUCUGCUUACACCAUUGACUGGACUCAUGAGCCACUGCCAGAACUAAAGGUCAAGCAGUCUCGUUGGGAAGCUGUCCUGCCCCAGAGGGCCUCAGACGGCCGUGGUGGAAAUACCGUGGCGGCAGCUUCAAGAGGCAGGGGUAGUGGACACAGAUUGGGUCACUACAGGAAUAUAUUUUCUCAAAGGAGUCCAUCCUCAAGUUCCUCCCAUUCCUCCUCACGCUCCCCCUCCCCCUCCCAUGGCCGACACAGGGACCGCAGCAACCAAAGACACAGGCGAAGUGAUUCUGGCUCCCAGUCAGACAGCAGCAUCUCCAGUGAUCUUAGGCCUCAGCUGUCAAGACGAAGUCAGAAAGGAGCACGUGGUCGUGGUAAUGACAGGGAUAGAGGACGAGGGGGUGGAGAGAGGGGACGAGGAAGAGGAGGAAAAGCCAACAGAGGAAGACGAAACAUGGAAGAUGCUGUUGUUGGAAAGAAAAGGAAAGGAGGAAACGCUGGUCUGGAUUUCCAUGACCCCAACAGAGAAGCCAAGAAGCAGAGCAGAGCAGCUCGUUUCCACAAGCAGCUGCGUUCAGAGCCCCUGGUUCUCUCCAUUAACGCGUUCGACCUGCCUGACGGCACACAGGAGAGCCUCAGCUGGGAGGACUGCCCCAUUGUGGGAACAUGUCAGGAUAUCACAAAGCACUACCUGAGGCUCACAUGUGCCCCUGACCCCUCCACUGUGCGCCCUGUGCAUGUGCUGAGAAAAUCUCUGCAGGAUGUGAAAACCCACUGGAAAAACAAGCACGACUACACUUAUGCAUGUGAACAGAUGAAGUCCAUACGACAAGACCUCACGGUCCAGGGAGUUCGUACAGAGUUCACAGUCGAAGUGUACGAGUGUCAUGCCCGAAUUGCUCUCGAAAAGGGAGACCAUGAAGAGUUCAAUCAAUGCCAGACCCAGCUGAAGGCUCUAUAUAAGGACAAUCCCUCAGAGAACAUUGGAGAGUUUACUGCAUAUAGAUUGAUGUAUUACAUCUUCACUAAAAACUCUGGAGAUCUGACCACUGAAUUGGUGUACUUGACCCCAGCGCUGCGGGCAGAUGUGUGUGUGGCUCAUGCUCUUGCACUCCGAGCUGCCUGGGCGCUGGGAAACUUCCGCCGUUUCUUUAAGCUCUACCAAGAAGCCCCGCGCAUGGCUUCAUACCUCAUUGACAAGUUUGUAGAGAGGGAAAGAAAGGUUGCACUUCGGGCCAUUGUCAAAACGUUCAGGCCCGACUUGCCGGUGCAAUAUGUGCAGUCCGCUCUGGGCUUCCCUUGUUUAGACUCCUGUAUGACCUUUCUUACUGGGCUAGGUGUCACCUUCACCCCCUAUGACCCCGAAAGGAUAGACUGUAAAACCAGCACUACAGCUUUGGCUGCCUCCUGAGUGGUUGGGUGGUAGCAGAAUGUAGGAAGUCACUUAGAGACUCUCACGGAUCCUUACAUAUUGAAUGCACUGCAAUUCAGACACCUCUGUCAGUUUAGCUAUAGCAGUGGAAGAUUAAAACCUUCACAAGGCCAUUGAGGAUAAUGCAGGCUAACAUACUCUGCUGAGACCCAAGAUUUCAGGAUGCAGAUGUAAUUACCAGACAAAACAAUUUUAAACGAGAGAAUAUUUGCACACUCAGCUAUUGUACGUCAGCAUAAUACCCAAGAGAUCUCACUAAAUUUAUGAUGCCAGUGAAUAGAUUUGGGAAUCUCAUGUAGACUCUGCGCUUAGAGGCCUAGAAGUCACAGAACUAGAUCAGGGAAACCAACCCUACCCCACCCCCACCCCCUUGGUUCCUAUUCCUUUACGACCGUCAGUUGUCAAAGCUAACAGUGUUCUGUUAUGUUUUUUCCUUCCCCAAGUCAACAGCUCCAAGACCUGAAGAUUCAAGCCUUGCCAAUCAAAAGGGAAACACACAGAGCUCUUCAAGUCAUCUGUCCAGCUCUCUGUUGUGUGAAGUCAAGCCUAUGGAAUCGGUUCAACUUUGCAUUUUCCUCUUAGAGACUGUGAGACGACGGUAGCGAGAAGACGCCUGCAGUUUGUCUGAAAGAAGAAGAGGUGGUGGUUUGUAUGUCCUGCCCUGCAUCCCAUUUCCUCCAUGUAUCUACAGCCGGCUGUUCACCCGGUCCCUUGUCCCCAACCUGGGAAAGCAAUGGACUAAGUCUUAAGUCUAAUCUAAAGUCUCCUGAAUUAAUUAAGUACUGUCCAUCCGUUGUCUCAGCUAUGAAAUGGUUGUCCAGCAUUUGGAAGAAGUCUCAAUCUGAUGAGCAUUGACUCUUUGUAUGAUAAAAGGAUACAGGCAAGUGUUCUUCAUCAAGGUUAUAUCCUCACUCCUCCAUAUCCUGGAAGCUGAGCUCCAUCUACAACACAGCAGCCAGAGGCAGAAAGGAAAUCUGCUUCCAUCGUCCUCAGGUAGAAGUUCCAGCCAGCACGCAGAAUCCAGCACGCCGCGGUCAACAUGGCAGAGUGGAGAACCGAUGAUGGUCAUACUUCACCAGCUGUUGCUCAAAAGAAACGGGCAGGCUACCUUUUUCCAGUGCAGCUGAAGGUGAAGGUUGAAUUUCGCACGACGGAGCACCGGGGAGAACAUGCUCUCUCUUGAAAAAGGAAUAGCAACAAGUGGUUUGUAUGCUACAUCUGGUGCUGGUGUUUGCAUGGCUGGUAAGAGAGAGGGACUUCUCUGGAAGGAGGUGGAUGACGCCGCUGCAUUUCUGCUGUUGUAGUGUUUUGUCGUUGGGGGUUUGGCAGUAUUGUCCUUUCUCGUGACGAGAGGAAAACACUGCAGUCAGUUGAAUGAAAAGGCUGAAAGACUUGAAUCAGUAAGAUCCUAGAUGUGUUUCUGCACAGUUCCAUGCUGCUGUUUGAAUGUCAUGAGUAUUUAAACCAGAACAUGAGCUUUAAACAACAAAAAGUUAAUGAAGAGGGAGAUGUAAGUGGAGUGCAGCCUAGUGCUUAUGUUUUUCUGGUAGAUAUGAAAUAAUUCUCGUAGAUAAAUGUUGUAGUUAUCAACAGUUUGUCUAAGUGACGGUAAAAUUGUAGCGGGACAAAGUUGUCUGGAGUGAAUCGGCCCCUUUGUCUUAAGGAAAGUACCUUUCAGGACCAGUGAUCCACCACAAUAUUAAGAAUUAUAUUUAUUAAACAAAAAUCCUAAAUGGCAGGAAAUGUAAAUCUGACGAUCGGAACUUUUCACAUUGAAUUUGUUUUCGUGCUGCUUUUCGUUGUAUCCUAUAAUUUGGUUCCCAUUGAAACGUCGUGUUCAGAUUGAUAACACAAAUUGACAUUGUUUCUCAUAAUCUUAGUUUUCCUUUAAAGAACAGUAUUAAUUACCACGAUAGAGACUUUGAGACAGAGAUAUUUAACGAACUCUGGUGUAACUGACUGGAGCACGAGUGGAUGCAGGCUUGCUGUAUAAUGAACAUGUUUACUUGUGUAAAUAUUGUAUGAUAAUGAUCUAUUUUCAGUUAGUUCUUAGGUUUUGUUUUUUCACACAUGGGUAAGUGUGAUAUUUUUUUUCUGAGUUUUUUAAAACUCUUAGAUUGUUAGAUUUAUUGAAAUGGAUUGUUUGCUUCAUUACAUUGACCUCAUUGCCGUAGAAGUUGAUAAUUGCUAGUGGUAUAUUCUUCCUGUGAACAUUGCUACAGACUCUAGCCAAACCUUUGCGAGAUGUCAAACCUAACUAAUAUGAAACAUUUUUAAGUGGACAAAAUGCUUGUUUAAACCUGGAUUAAGUAUGUGGAAAUAAUUUGCAAUGACAAUGAUCUCAACAUGUUUUCUUUCCUCCCCCUUCAUCUAUCUGACCCUCUGUCUUCUUUGCUGUCCUCUCACUCCCUAAACCUCUCUCACACCACCAGACUCCCCUUUCUUCAGCUCAUGGCACUGCUGCAUUGCAGGAGCACAGAGUGAUGAUAAGUGGGCGACGCUCCUCCAGACGCCAGCCGGAGAGAGUGAAUUGUGAGCAAUCCAAGUCUGGGUUUGACCCACUGGAGCUGAUGAAAUACAUGGGAGCCUCACACAAUGAAAUGAAAUGCUCUGCUAAUCCAAAGUCCUUCAACAUGUUUCUCUGUGCAACGUAUAGUUUUUUUUAACAAUGUUGAUUGUUGUCACAAUCUUGUACUUUUCUGUGUGUCCAGAUGCAUUUGCAUUUUUUUGAGUCAUGUUUGCUGGUAAAAUGUGUCAUUAAGGUUUUUUUCUUUUUUUCUUUGCCCCAGGUUACUUAUAGUCUGGAGUUGUUUGGCUUUUGUUUACUCGAUCCGCAGAUUUCCCUCAGUUUUAUAUCGUAGACUAGUUUUGAGAGUUUCUACACGGUGUCUGGACAUACAGAAACAUACUGUUAUCCUCAUAUAUAUUUUAUCAAUUCUUCUUAGUAUUUAGGCCAAGUUUUCUGGUGUGUGCUCCCAUGCUAAGAAUGACUGGUGUCUCCGUGUGAUGAGCUUGUUGACUGAUCAUUUGUCGCCUAAGGCUUGUGUAAAUCUAAACUUUUCCUCAAGGUAGAAGUGUAUACAUCUGAUGUCUCGGGGUUGACACAGACCAGGAUGUUUGGUUUAUUAUUAUUAUUUCUUUUUAAUUGAAAGUUCUCCCCAGAUAACUAACAAUGCACAUGUUUAUUUUGGAUGUUUUCCCCCUUUCGAUGCCCGAAUCAUGUUUUCAGUAUUUUUUGCUCCCAUGUUACUGUAUAUCUCCAUCAGUCUUUGUAAGUCAUUCCUUGAUAUUCAAUACUGGAAGAGCUCCCUUGUCCCUCAGCUCUGUUCAUUUCUACCAUUCCCCCCUUUAACUUGUCCUCAUUUAAGUUGAUCUAGUCUCUGUUCUCACUUUCUCCCACGACCUCUCUCGCAUGCUGUCUUCUUCCCUCUCCUGUUCUCUCCUACAAAUCUUUAACCAGAAUUUGUUCUAUUGUCAUUCUUUUCUUUUCCUUUUUAAUGUUGUUGAGUUGUUUGUGACUGUUUGCAAGGUGCAACUAGUCACUCUCUCACUAGUAAGUAUUGUAUUGCGUCUGCAGUGCUUUAAUAGUUUAUGUUGCAGCUCACUAACAACUGAAGCUGAAGGUUUAUCUGCAUCGCCUCCUCCCUGUCCCUCAUUUCCACUCUUCUCUACAGAUCUGAUAUGACAAACUGCCAUUUUGUAAAUAUUGUGUACAUAUCUUUUGGAAAAAAUCAAAUAAAAUUCAAGUAUAAAGGA